UCUGUGGAAUCUCUGCAAGGGCCGGCCCCCACCCCCUACCCCUACAUAAAAGCUAAUCGAGUUUGCCUCUCCUCUUCAAUCUUCAUCCAUCUAUAUACUCGCCUGUCUCUUUCAUUCUGCGAUUCGCUUUUCGAUUUUCGUCUACGUUUCACUUAUUUCACUUUUACUUCUCCUCUUUGUUUGAGAUUGCGGGUUGGGUUGGGUUGGGUUGGUAGGUAGAAGACGCCCAAUCCUUUCCAUUUUUCCAAGCAAGGGCUUCCAAUCGUCGGAUCUUCCAAUUUUGCGAGCCUCUGGUGUUUGAAUUGGAUGGCGAAUUUGUAUGUCAGGGCGGCGCCGUCCACGGAUCUGAAUAAAAACACCGAGUGGUUCACGUAUCCAGGGGUGUGGUCCACCUACAUCCUUAUCCUCUUCUUCUCCUGGCUCGUUGUUCUCUCCGUCUUCGGCUCCUCUCCCGGCACCGCCUGGACAAUCGUCAACCUCUCUCAUUUCAUGAUUACAUAUCACUUCUUUCACUGGAAGAAAGGAACACCUUUUGCAGAUGACCAGGGUAUUUACAAUAGGUUGACUUGGUGGGAACAAAUAGAUAAUGGCAAGCAGCUUACACGCAAUAGAAAGUUUCUGACAGUUGUCCCUGUUGUACUGUAUUUAAUAGCCUCUCACACAACUGAUUAUCAACACCCAAUGCUGUUCCUGAACACACUGGCGGUUUUCAUAUUGGUUGUUGCCAAGUUUCCUCAUAUGCACAAAGUUCGCAUCUUCGGGAUCAAUGCAGAUCAGUGAGCCUGAGUGUUGGUUCCACUAUAAAGUAUGAAUUCCAAGUGAUCCAUUAUAUUUUGACGUCCUCUCGCGAGUAAAUUGAGAUUGCCCCUGUACAGAACAGAUGAUGCAUGUUUGAACUGGAAAGGGUCUAUAUUGUGUAAAAAACCAAGGGCUUUCUUGUGGGGGAUGUUCCUUAUAUGAACUGAACUCAUAUCUUUGUACCUGCAGCCCCAAGUGUUGAAACUUGAAACUCCCAACAAUUUAAGAAAUUUUAUUUCACAAUUCACACAACACUAAUUGUUUUAUUUAA
Molecule: messenger RNA, 1069 nt
Organism: Ipomoea triloba (trilobed morning glory)
Lineage: Eukaryota; Viridiplantae; Streptophyta; Magnoliopsida; Solanales; Convolvulaceae
Product: ORM1-like protein 3
Exons: 3
Coding region: 307-780 (157 amino acids)
Biological process (GO): ceramide metabolic process; intracellular sphingolipid homeostasis; negative regulation of ceramide biosynthetic process
Cellular component (GO): endoplasmic reticulum membrane
Source: RefSeq, a predicted model, not a curated record